UCUUUCGUUUCUAGUUCUUCUCUGUUCAAUCACAGAAUAUACCGAAUAGAGUCUCUAUUAAACACAACAUCACCAAAAUAUAUGUGGGUUCAUCUUUUGCUUACCUUUCCAGUGAUUUGAUUUCAAGGAUCAUACCAAAUAUUUGAAGAAGUUUCCAUGGGAGGACAAACUCCAUCCAAAGCUGACUUCUUUUUGUGAUUUUGUCUACAAAGGAUGACAUUUCUGUCCAAUUACUGAUUGCGGAACCAUCUAUGCCACUGCCCACGCACUUCCCGUAACACUUCACGCGCCUCCACCACAUCAAUCGCCGCUGCCAACCCAGCUACCCGUUGUAGACUUUUUUUGCUUUAUUUGACUGUUUCUCAUUUGUCUCUUUUCUCGCUGUACGUCGUUUUGUUCUUUCACUCACCCUCCUGAGUCCCUACUUCACUCUCCUGUCACCUCCGCCGCCGCCGCCACCACCACCGGAACCAGCGGCGAAGCUCUAUGGUUUUGUCUUUCUUUCUUUGUUGGAGGGUGUGUGAAGAUCUGAUACUGCGUUGAGGGGGGAGAGGUGGGGGCGUAUUUAUGAGUCCAAAGCCUCUGAUGAGAAGAAGAUGGGUGGAGUCACCUCAUCAAUCGCCGCGAAGUUCGCUUUCUUCCCACCGAAUCCACCCUCCUACAGGGUUGAAGCCGACGAGUCUUGUGGCGGUCGCUUGUGUAUUCCAGAGGUGCCAAGGAGGGACAACGUGGACGUGCUGAGGCUCCGGACUAGCCGCAGCAACGAAGUCGUAGCUGUACAUAUCAAGCAUCCCAAGGCGUCUGCCACUCUACUCUACUCCCAUGGAAAUGCCGCCGAUUUAGGCCAGAUGUUUGAGCUCUUCGUCGAAUUGAGCAAUCGCCUUCGCGUUAAUCUUAUGGGGUAUGAUUAUUCUGGCUAUGGACAAUCGACUGGGAAGCCGACUGAGUAUAAUACAUAUGCCGAUAUAGAUACAGUAUAUAAAUGCCUCAAGGAGCAGUAUGGGGUUAAAGAUGAACAAUUAAUAUUAUAUGGUCAGUCUGUUGGUAGUGGGCCCACUGCUGAUCUUGCUUCGCGUUUGCCAAACUUGAGAGCUGUGGUUCUACAUAGCCCAAUAUUGUCUGGAAUGAGGGUGUUGUACCCUGUCAAACGGACAUUUUGGUUCGACAUUUACAAAAAUAUUGACAAAAUUGGUAUGGUGAACUGCCCGGUUCUCAUAAUUCACGGAACAGCUGAUGAAGUUGUUGAUUGCUCCCAUGGGAAGCAGCUUUGGGAGCUGUGCAAGGAGAAGUAUGAACCUUUAUGGGUAAAUGGAGGUGGGCAUUGCGACCUUGAGCUUUAUCCUGAAUUCAUUAGGCAUCUGAAAAAAUUUGUGUUGAGCCUUAGCAAAUCGAAACGAGGCUCGAAUGCUUCUAAAACAACAAAAUCAAACGGUGAUAAUCAGAGCAAAGCUUCAGACAGUGGCGCUUUGGACACUUUUGAAUUGGGUGAUGACCUUCCAGAGGUCUCUAGAAACAGUUUAGAUAGUAGACUUGAGAAGUCAAAGAAAUCAAAUAAGCCUGAAAAGUCUCGGAUGAGCACUGACCAUGUCGAUAGGUUUAGGACGAAAAAGGGCGUAGUUUGGUGAUUAGUCAUACGUAGAACGUCUGAAAUAAGGUUGUGCAUAUUUUGUCCACCUGAUAGUUUCUUUCUAUUGUAACUUAUGGGGAUAAAUCUGCUCCAAGUUUUCAGAUUUGAGUGUGAAAUGUUGCGUAAAUGUAAUGUAUUUGUAUGCAUACUCUGUAAAAGAAUUAAGAUCAAUGAAUUCUUGCUUUUCAAUCUCUCUUUUAAAA
Tripterygium wilfordii is the source of this 1830-nucleotide messenger RNA. Its product is annotated as alpha/beta hydrolase domain-containing protein 17B-like. Lineage: Eukaryota; Viridiplantae; Streptophyta; Magnoliopsida; Celastrales; Celastraceae. The record is from RefSeq and is a predicted model, not a curated record.